AUGGCUGAUGCAGUACCAUAUUCGGAUGAGGAUAAUUACGCAAAUGAAUCCUUUGAAAACGACAGCGACACCGACAUACCAGAAAUUUCCGAUUCCGAGGAUGAGAGUUUCUCAAAGAAUAACAAAACCAAAGCGUUAUAUGCUUACACCAGGAACCAUAUAAUUGGCAAUGAUAGUCUUGACAAUACGGAUCUAGUGCGGUACACAAGUUCAUCGGACGAUGAAGAUGAUGUUGUUAUUAGUGAGACAAUUGCUGAAAUCAAUACUGAACCUGCAAGUACUCGUACCACAGCUGAGAGUACGAAUACUGUAGAAGCAAUGCAAAUACUAGAAGAAGAAUUUCCUAACGCUUUAAUGAUAGCUGAAUCUAUUGAUAUAGUAAAACUAACAAGAUUAGAAACUGAUUAUAAAUUAUAUAAAGAAAAGCAAGAAAUUGAAGAUUUAUCUACCUCUGUGAAACAUGAUUUAAAAAUGAAUGAAAUAGAGUUACAAGAAGAAACACUUGUUAGUGAAAAUUCUAUGAAACCACAUAUCGUUUUAAAUAACGCCGAUAAAAAUGAACAUCAGACAACUGACUUAACUAUUAAAAGUAAAGAACUUCCCACAAUGAAUUCUGAAAAGGAAGACAUAAAUGUUAAUUUAGAGAGUUCACGGGACACUGAAUCUACAAAUAGAGAACUAAGUGUCAUUACCGAAACUGAAUCAAUCAAUGAUACAGACGAUUCAAAUUUUGAGUGUCACAUUACUAGUAAUACACCAACAAGUUUCAAUACUGAAGAUUAUGCCUUUCAUUUGGAAUUUCUGAAACGAAGUUCAUGUAGCAAUAAAGUCAGAGUACAUCGUAAAAGCUGGACCUUUACAAAUGAACGUAUGCGAGAAAUAGAACGUCAAAAUCAUAUUUUACUUAAAAAGAUAUUGACUCAGAAGCCAACAUACACAACCAGUAACAGCAAACCCAUACAACCUAAGAUAAGCAACUUACCACCUGGUAUUCGAAUGACAAGUUCAGCAGUUAAUCGAAGAAAACAGCAACGCCAGAUAGACAUGGACAAUCAAGUACUUUGGAGAAAAUUACAAGCAAUAUCAGGCCGAAGACCAAUGGUCUAA
Teleopsis dalmanni is the source of this 1107-nucleotide messenger RNA. Its product is annotated as protein hemingway. NCBI's taxonomy places the organism in Eukaryota, Metazoa, Arthropoda, Insecta, Diptera, Diopsidae. The record is from RefSeq and is a predicted model, not a curated record. Gene Ontology annotation, biological process: spermatogenesis. The transcript is spliced from 4 exons. Bases 1 to 1107 code for a protein of 368 amino acids.